CCGCUGCCGAAAACGAAAAGGCUCAUCUCCCAUUUUCUCUCCUCUCGCACCUCCCUCCUUCUUAACAACCCAAAACCAUUCAACUGUCCAAAUCCCCAAAUCCCCAGGAACAAGCUCAGAACUCCAUUCCCAAACUACAACCAGUCGAUUACACUUCCGAGUGUAAUCACCCAGUCGUCAAGACGUUUUCCAAUCUCCUCAACUCAUCGCACCAUCCGUUCGCAGGAGCCCGUUGCUCUUCCGCCGCAGGGGCAUCGGACUCGCCGUUUACCAGAUAAACGCACCCGAUCCAAACUUAUACACACUGCACAACUUUGAGGCCGCCAAAUACUGUCAAUAAUAUGGCACCUCACGCGGAAGUCGGACUGGACUUCUCGAACGGAAACGGUAGCACUACGGCUCCUGCCAACAAGGAUCUCUUCAAGGUCAACUCCCCAAAUGUCGUCUACACCGACAAUGAGAUCCGGUCCAAGUACACAUAUCGCACCACAUUGGUCAACGAGACUGCCGAUGGUAAAUUCGAGGCAACUCCCAAGGAGACUGUCUACGAUUUCAAGGUCGAUCGCAAGGUCCCCAAGACCGGUAUGAUGCUUGUCGGAUGGGGUGGAAACAACGGUACCACUGUUACCGCUGGUAUCAUUGCCAACCGCCGUGGUCUCGUGUGGGAAACUCGUGAAGGUCCUCGUGCUGCUAACUACUAUGGCUCUGUUGUCAUGGGAUCUACAGUCAAGCUCGGUACUAAUGCUAAGACUUCCAAGGAUGUCAACAUUCCCUUCCAUGACAUCUUGCCCAUGGUUCACCCAAAUGAUCUUGUAAUUGGUGGCUGGGAUAUCAGCGGAUUGAACUUGGCCAAGGCCAUGGACCGUGCUGCCGUUCUUGAGCCCACUCUCAAGGAGCAGGUCAAGAAGGAGAUGGCUUCUCUGGUCCCUUUGCCCAGCAUCUACUAUCCAGACUUCAUUGCUGCCAACCAGGAGGAUCGUGCCGACAACCUCUUGGAGGGCAGCAAGGCCUGCAUGGAGCACGUUGAACAGAUUCGAAAGGACAUCCGCGACUUCAAGGUCACGAACAACCUCGACAAGGUCAUUGUUCAGUGGACAGCCAACACUGAGCGUUUUGCUGAUCUCAUCCCUGGUAUCAAUGAUACUGCUGCGAACCUUAUGAACGCUAUCAAGAACGGUCACGAGGAAGUCGCCCCAUCCACUGUCUUUGCUGUGGCUUGUAUUCUCGAGGGCGUUCCAUUCAUCAACGGCUCCCCCCAGAACACCUUUGUUCCCGGUGCUAUUGAACUUGCCGAGAAGCACAAUGCCUUCAUUGGUGGCGAUGACUUCAAGUCUGGUCAGACCAAGAUGAAGUCUGCGUUGGUCGAUUUCUUGAUCAGCGCUGGUAUCAAGCUCACUUCCAUUGCCAGCUAUAACCAUCUCGGCAACAAUGAUGGAAAGAACCUCAGCUCCCAGAAGCAAUUCCGCUCCAAGGAGAUCUCCAAGUCCAACGUCGUGGAUGACAUGGUUGAAGCCAACUCUGUUCUCUACAAGAAGGGCGAGCAUCCUGAUCACACUGUCGUCAUCAAGUAUAUGCCAGCUAUUGGUGACAACAAGCGUGCUUUGGAUGAGUACUACGCUGAGAUUUUCAUGGGAGGUCAUCAGACUAUCUCCAUCUUCAAUGUUUGCGAGGACUCCCUUCUCGCUUCGCCAUUGAUCAUUGAUCUGGUUGUCGUUGCUGAGGUGAUGACUCGCAUCCAGUGGAAGGCUCAUUCCAGCGAUGGUGCUACCACCAAGGACUUCAAGAACUUCCACAGCGUGCUUAGCAUUCUCAGCUUCAUGCUCAAGGCUCCCUUGACUCCUCCUGGCACCCCUGUCAUCAAUGCUCUUGCUAAGCAGCGAAGUGCUUUGGUCAACAUCUUUAAGGCCUGCGUUGGUCUUGAGCCGGAGAAUGAUAUGACUUUGGAGCACAAGCUGUUCUAAAUUCAGUCAUCCUUCGCAACUGAGGUUUCAUUUGCUGCGAAGUAGUCUUUACUGGUAACCGGGUGAAGUCUGAUGGAGAUGUGGUUUGAUUUUGCAGUCUACACGUGGCGAUAAGUGCCACGCAUUCACUCAUUAGACAUAACGUAAAUUGAAGCGCAAUUGCUCUUCCAAAC
Hyaloscypha bicolor E is the source of this 2134-nucleotide messenger RNA. Its product is annotated as myo-inositol-1-phosphate synthase-like protein. The coding region runs from base 342 to 1961 and encodes 539 amino acids. Gene Ontology annotation, biological process: inositol biosynthetic process; phospholipid biosynthetic process. NCBI's taxonomy places the organism in Eukaryota, Fungi, Ascomycota, Leotiomycetes, Helotiales, Hyaloscyphaceae. The record is from RefSeq and is a predicted model, not a curated record. The transcript is spliced from 4 exons. Gene Ontology annotation, cellular component: cytoplasm. Gene Ontology annotation, molecular function: inositol-3-phosphate synthase activity.